Phaeoacremonium minimum UCRPA7 is the source of this 1821-nucleotide messenger RNA. Its product is annotated as putative karyogamy protein. The transcript has 2 exons. The record is from RefSeq and is a predicted model, not a curated record. Lineage: Eukaryota; Fungi; Ascomycota; Sordariomycetes; Togniniales; Togniniaceae. Gene Ontology annotation, biological process: nuclear migration along microtubule; establishment of spindle localization; mitotic spindle orientation checkpoint signaling. Gene Ontology annotation, cellular component: mating projection tip; spindle pole body; cell cortex. The coding region runs from base 1 to 1821 and encodes 606 amino acids.
AUGGAUACGCACAAGUAUCGGCUGCCCGAUCAUACAAAUGGCAAUGGUACAAAGGUCACACUAGACACGCGGCGGGAACAUCUAGAAAGAGAUACGAGGCCACCCGCGUCGCCUGAUAUCCCUCCACCGCCUCUCCCUAAGGAUUCUCCCCCACCGCCCGCAACUCCGCAGCAAGAGUACAUUCCUGAUUCUUCGUCCUAUUUCAAUCCGCUUGGCCUACAGCGUCCAGGUUCAAUAUAUACCAUCUCGCGCGCAUCGUUUGCAAACCAACUCGCACAACUCACGUCACUACAACUUCCCGAUGCAGAAUCGCUUUCUGGCAAAGUAUCUGCCAUCCCCACGGCUCAAGCAGCUUCGAAGGCAUUGAUUGGUGCCGCCGACCAGAUCCGUAGCUGGAUUUCCAAGGCGUCAGAGGUAAUAGAUGGACUCGAUAGCGACGACGACGUCGAGUGGGCUGCGGCUGGAGGUAGGGAGGGAUUGGAGGAAGUGGAAAACGCUAUUACUCGAUUCGAGGAGCUUAUUAACGUUUACGUUUCCGCAAUUGAGGAGUUGCAAGGACGGGAUGACAUCAGCAACGUUUCUCCUGACGACCUUCGAAGGGCUGUUGAGCAGAUGGAAGGCAUCAUGCUGGAAUGGGGUACAAUUCGUCUCACCCUUCACAGUGUGAAGGCGCAGGUCGAGAUCGCCAUGGAGUGGGAAGAGCUCUGGAACAUGGUGCUUGGUGAUAUCCAGAACGAGAUGGAUGAGCUCAGCCGGCUGGUCUUUGAGAUGGAAGAGAAGAGGCAUAAAUCAGUAAUGGCCAUUGCGAAUGGGGACGGCGUAGACAUCGGCGAUUUGGAAACCAUCGUGGAAGAGACACCACCUGCCAUGACUAGGCUGCAGGUGAACAAUCGAUUCAGCCUGCCACCAUUCCCUGCUAGUCCUAGUUCGCCUGGUCCGAGUCUCUCCCAGGACGACUCAAGUCUCCUUGCGCUAUUCGCAAGGAUGCAACCGUUGCGCGCUUCCUUAGAUUUUCUCCCUAUGAGGCUCUCGGUUUUUGAGACAAGGGCACAGCAAGCAUUUCCAACUGCCUGUGAGGAACUUGAGAUGAGAAGAACUGGUCUGGAUGCAAGCUACAAGAAGCUAGAGAAGGAUGCCGAAUCCCUACGUAAAGAACUUGGCGAGGAUCGCUGGAUUCUUGUAUUUCGUGGAGCUGGUCGACAGGCUCAGAAGAUGUAUGAAUCUGUUGAGCGAAGUCUUGCCAAGCUGAAGGAGGGAGUCGACGCAGGUAUGCACUUGACUAAUCAGCCAGUCAUGGCCAAGAAGAUUGAGAGCUACGAGGCGAAGAAGACGCACUAUGGUCCAGCAAUCGAGCGGGUCCUCCUGAUCAUUGACAGAGGAGUGAAGGACAGACUUACCGUAAACGGGGAGAUUCUAAGACUCCACGCCGAGAUGCAAACGAAAUGGGAAGGUCUCAAGAACCAGAUGGCUGACAUGGACAUGACUCUCGAGGAGAUACAAUCCGACAAACGGAGUCAACAGCUCAGGGACUCAAUUUCGAGCAUGCUCUCUAAUGACCGGUCCACCAUUGGCAGUGGCGUCGAGACACCAGGCAGCUCACCUCCGUCUUCCGUCAUUAUGUCUGGCUUGGGUAUCGACACGACAAAGCCGGGCCCUAAGAAUAUGAAACAACAGCCCACUCAGUGCAACCACUCCCAGCCCAUACGCGAAGGGCACGCCAACUCCCACUCGCUCACACUCUGCUUUGACCCCUGGUUCUUCGGCGUCCAAACUGCCCAUGCGGAGUCCUCUGAGGGCAGCUUCCUCCUCUCCAAUACCUGA